Messenger RNA from Ilex paraguariensis (yerba mate), 753 nucleotides. The record is from the annotation of a GenBank genome assembly. Lineage: Eukaryota; Viridiplantae; Streptophyta; Magnoliopsida; Aquifoliales; Aquifoliaceae.
AUGAUGACUGUCCAAAGGCUCCAACCAUCUGUAAUAGACAUUGAAUACCUUCAAACAACAAACGCAGCUGUUGGGUGCAAUGGCAACUCUUUUAUUGUGAGGUAUUUGGUGAAUGUUUUGCACUUCAAGCCAGAGAAUAUAAAGAGCAUCAACUCAAUCAAUGACUACCCAGAAGCCUUUCAGAGAGGAGAGAUUAAAGCAGCUUUUUUUGUGGAUCCACAUGCCAAAGUCUUCUUUGCGAAAUAUUGUGAUGGCUAUACCAGGGCUGGGGCUAGCUUCAAGCUUGGUGGUUUUGGCUUUGUCUUUCCAAAGGGUUCUCCACUGGCCACUGAUAUUUCAGAGGCAAUUCUCAAGGUAACAGAAAGUGGAGAGAUAAACACAUUGGAGAAACACAUGCUUUCCUUUUCAAACUGCUCCUCAUCAGUUGGCAUAUCCGAUGACCCAAGCUUAGACUACGAGCCUUUCUCCGGUCUGUUCAUCGUCUCUGGUGGCAUUUCUGCAGCUGCAUUGUUAAUCACCAUUGCUCGUCUUCUCGACAGGCACCGGCCGAUAACCGGCUUCAUUCAAACCUCACUGAUCAACAGAAGAGUUUGCAGUUGGGCUUCUUUGCUCCUCAUCCAAUGCUACUCGAGAUUUGGGUUUCAGUUCUUUAGAGAAAGCUUUAUUAGAAGAGCAAAUGACCAAAUGAAUGUGCCUGAUGCCCAGGAGGAGAAUUUGAUAGGCAUUGAGUUAGCAAGAAAUCAUGACAUUUGA